UGAGCAGGUUGAUUGGAGAGAAGAAGACAUGGCAAACAACUCCACCCCCUCCACUCCCGUCUGUUGAGAAAUCUCCUGAGAUAUUCAUCCGAGAGCUUCAUCCAAGCUGCUCUUCCGCUCCGACACUGAAGCACAACAGCAGCGGCUAAACUCAGGAAGAGAAGACUGUGAACAAACGUCGUCAUGAACUGGGCAUUCCUCCAGGGGCUCCUCAGUGGAGUGAACAAAUACUCCACAGUCUUCGGCCGAGUGUGGCUCUCUAUCGUGUUCCUCUUCAGGGUCUUGGUGUUUGUGGUGGCCGCAGAGAAGGUGUGGGGUGAUGAACAGAAAGACUUCAAAUGCAACACAGCUCAGCCCGGGUGCCACAACGUCUGCUACGACCACUUCUUCCCCGUGUCCCACGUGCGGCUGUGGGCCCUGCAGCUCAUCUUCGUCACCUGCCCCUCUCUCCUGGUGACGAUGCAUGUGGCCUACAGGGACGACAGGGAGCGCAAACACCGGCUCAAGUAUGGCGAGAACUGCAGAAGCCUCUACCUGAACACGGGCAAGAAGCGUGGAGGCCUGUGGUGGACCUACGUUCUCACUUUGGUCUUCAAAAUAGGUGUGGACACCACCUUCGUCUACCUCCUCUACCACAUCUACGAGGGUUACGACUUUCCCUCGCUGAUCAAAUGUGAACAGAAGCCCUGCCCCAACAAGGUGGACUGCUUCAUCGCUCGACCUACCGAGAAACGGAUCUUCACCAUCUUCAUGGUGGUCACCAGCCUGGCCUGCAUCCUCCUCUCCAUUUUUGAAAUCGUCUACCUGAUUGGCAAGCGAUGCCGUGAAUGGUGUGUAUCCAUUCACAACAAUCGCCACACCCCGAAACGCAAAUUGAUCGAGUUAAACGGUAUAAAGAUGCCUGGAAAAAGCUCCCCUGAGACACCCGCUCCUUCAUACAGCCUUGUCACAUCCUGAGAUUCUGAGAUUAAAGGAAAAGACUAAAUGAAUGCGGUGGAAAAGAAAACUAAUCUCCCCCCACUCUACAGGCACUUCCUUAAAAGACUUGUCAGCAGACAUUUUGUGCUCAGAGACUGAACUACGAUUAAGUUUGUUCUUUACUUUUUUUGUGUCCACUAUCAAAGACUUUUGAACUUUUGGACCUCGAGGCAUAUGUGUGAUUUAUCUGGAAUGUGCUCACUGUUGUGUUUGGGUCAGUGUAUUUUUUUUACAGAUGAAGUUCAGCCUUGCAAAGAAAAAUCUAGUUUGUGUGAUUCAGAUUUAGACUACAGUCCAAUUACAUGAGUCACUCCAUGGUUUUGGCGAUGGUUUUACAAACACAUGUGGUUUUCUGUGUAAAGUUUUCCCUCUGCUCAAAGCUCAACCCAGAACUGCUCCAAGCUGUACUGGGUCUCUUUCCCCUUCACUCACAUGAUCAUAUCUGGUUCUUUGUGAGUAACUUUACAUAAUUUAUCAUCAGGUUUGACAAUAAACUGCUUCCUAUACAAAGGCAAACGAGUGCAAUAAUGUUGAAAUGCAGGGUUGUAAACACAUAUAUCAGAAUGUGUGGCUGCAAAGUUGUUAAUAAUAUUUUUCAAUAAAAUAAUUUUGAUGUUUGGA
Molecule: messenger RNA, 1599 nt
Organism: Gymnodraco acuticeps
Lineage: Eukaryota; Metazoa; Chordata; Actinopteri; Perciformes; Bathydraconidae
Gene: cx34.4
Product: connexin 34.4
Exons: 2
Coding region: 184-957 (257 amino acids)
Biological process (GO): cell communication
Cellular component (GO): connexin complex
Source: RefSeq, a predicted model, not a curated record